AUGCCGCCCCGCCUCCCGAUCCCGUUCGCCGCCGUCCUGCUCGGGCUCUACUACUGCCUCGGCCUCGCCGCGGGCCUAGCCAUGCCGUUGGCUGGCCCGAGGUCCGACGCGCAGCUGUCCAUGCUGAGCUACGGCGCCGAGGCCUGCCACUCGGUUCUCACCUCGUGCCGCCAGGACGCGGACUGCUGCCCCGGCCUGCGGUGCAAGAAGUACGACAGCGAGUCCUUCUGCAUACCCGGCGGCUGA
Molecule: messenger RNA, 246 nt
Organism: Lasiosphaeria miniovina
Lineage: Eukaryota; Fungi; Ascomycota; Sordariomycetes; Sordariales; Lasiosphaeriaceae
Exons: 2
Coding region: 1-246 (81 amino acids)
Cellular component (GO): extracellular region
Molecular function (GO): ion channel inhibitor activity
Source: RefSeq, a predicted model, not a curated record